This is a messenger RNA of Pimephales promelas (fathead minnow), 1903 nucleotides long. RefSeq lists its product as uncharacterized. Gene Ontology annotation, molecular function: GTP binding. Gene Ontology annotation, cellular component: membrane. The record is from RefSeq and is a predicted model, not a curated record. NCBI's taxonomy places the organism in Eukaryota, Metazoa, Chordata, Actinopteri, Cypriniformes, Leuciscidae.
AUCAAACAUGUCAAGGCUCCUUUUCCCAUGGCUACAGUGUUUCUCUGUUUCUCUCCUGACGAAAAAGAAAAUAAUGCACAGCUGACUGUCCUGCAAACACACGCAUCCAUGAGGACUUAAGGACCGAGGACGCGCUUUCGCUGCUCUUUAUUGUUCGAGAACAGGGUAAAAUUGAAGAUGGAUGAAAAACUUCCAAAUGAAAAAGUGAAAUAUUUGCUUGCCCCAUGGAGGUUUUCCUUCAGGGCACCUGGAUUUGAAAAUAGGCUGGUAGCGGCUCUACGACUGUUUGAGCGUUUCCCUUUAGAUAUAGCUGUGACCGGAGGAACCCAGGAGGCUAACGCUAGGCUGGUUUCUGCAAUCUGUGGGCCGGAUGAGGAAAUUGAAGAGGAGGAAUGGGAUACUGAUGAUGAAGAGGAAGAAGAAACAGAUGAGGAAGAAGCAGAUGAAGACUGGGAAGAUGAUGAAAGUGUAGAUGAUGAACGUAGAAUAAAGUUAAACACUAACCACCAGAGCAGCAGGAGAAAACAUGUACGGAUAUCAGAGCAUACAGAAUAUAUUGGGAGUGGCAAUCCUGAUGUCAACACUGUGAUUUUACACCAUCAAAUACCAAAUGUUCGUGUAUGGACCGUGCAGGGCCAUCCAACUUCAAAUUCCGUUAUUAAGCAGACAAACCAGCAGUAUGACUCCACAUGCUACGAUGUUCUGGUCGUGCUCACUACAGAACGGCACAAGGAGGACCACAUGUGGCUCAAAAUGGAAUUGCAUGACAGACAUCAGUCUCUUUUUCUGGUUCAAGCUGAGCAGGACUGGGACGUAGUUGAGGAGAAGCCUACAGGGCCGUGCAUGACCUGCGCCUGGGAGCGAAUGAGAGCUCGCAAACUGGAGUUGCAGAAGAGAAGGAAAGAUGCAUUUGGAGAUUCCAUUGGAGAUGCAUCUGCUGAUUCAACAGAUAGCCAGAGUCAUUCUGACGCCUCCCAAGAUCCAGAAUUAGUGAUGAUGAAGGAUAUCGCCGGGGUGCUUGCUGAAGCCCUGCCUGACCUUCGGAGGAAAGCGUUUAGUCAGUUUCUGGUGGCGAUUACAAAGGAACUUCGGUUUCCUAAAUUGCUGACUGAUGACACACCGCCUAUAGUUUCUACUGCUUUGAAGUACAGGAAGAUAAACCAGGAUGAUCUUGAUCAGAUCUCCAAGCUCUCACAGCCGAGAGAUCUUACAGACAAUCCCUCCAAGCUUCAGGCAAUCCUUGCAGCUCUCGAUCACUUCCGCCUGGAUAUCGGUGUACUGGGUGAGACGGGCUGUGGUAGCUCCAGCCUGGUCAAUGCCCUUUUGGGCCUGGAGAACGGUGAUGAACGAGCUGCCUCAACUGGUGUCAUUGAAAUCACCAAAGAGGCUGUGGAGUAUCCCUACCUUGAGUCCCCCAACGUCCGUCUUUGGGACCUUCCUGGGCUUGGAAGAAUAAGUGAUCUUGAAAGUCUGUCCUCUGCGUCCAGCUCUUCUGAAGCUCAACAAGAAGCAUCUCUGCUUGCUUUGUGUGAUGUAUACAUACUGGUUUCUCCUUCAAGGCUUAGAUUGGGAGCCAUUCAGUUGUUGCAGCAAGCGUCCUCCCUGGGGAAAAAGUGUUACCUGGUGGUUUCCAUGGCGGACUUGAUUGAGGAAAAGUCUGUCGUGGAAGUGAGGCAAUGGAGUGAGGUAGUCUUGGGUAAACUGGGUCUCCAGCAGAGCUUGUUUCUGGUGUCUGCUCAUCAUCCAGAAACCUUGGACUUACCCAAGCUAAAAGAGACAUUGAAUUCAGCUUUUGCAAGUCAUAAGAAAGUCGCUCUUGCUAGAUAUGUAUCAAAGCAACUGGAUGGAGAUGUUUUCUGGAAAAGAUCGGAUUCUUGCAAAUUUAUGUAAAUAAAUAAUAUAU